UCCGUGACAGCAAUAUGUAUACCUCGGACAAUUUUUGAUAAUAAUAAUAGUUGUAUUUUUCAAGUGAAGAACAAACGUUAAUCAAGUGAAAGAAUCGUAAGAAAUAUCGGGUUGCCUACACAAAGAAGAUCAAGUUAAUUAUUUUGAGACCAAUCUUAUCACAUCACCAUCGAAAGCUGAAUCUAUCACAUUUCGAUAAUAGGAACUAUCAAUUCGUGUACUAUCUAACAAAGCAUAACAUCUGAUCCGUCAAGUUCCACCGAUAGUUAUUUGACGCGAGAUGGACAGUACCAACAAUUUUUGAGCUUGUAAUUAAAUUCAGGCUUAUUGGAACCAAGUGAUAUGCUCAGAUAAAAUGUUAUCAAAUAGACGCAGUUCGUUGGAAUCAGACUGAAGAAAAAUAAAAUUGACGAUAUCGCAGCUUAUUUAUGAUGAACGGAUGAGGAUUACUUUUGGAGAUCUAGCCACAAUAAAAUUUGAGAGCAGUGCGGACAAGUGUAAAUAUAAAAUAUAUGUUCAUAUACAUAUAUGAUGCAUACUUAAUAAACAUAUGUAUGUAUGUAUUGUAAAAACGCAAAUCAAAGAGAGUUCAGCCUGUAGAUAAGAAAAUACAAUGAUGUUAAAUAAAUAUCAGAAUUAUUUGCAACAACAUCAAAACCAGCAUCAGCAGAGUUUACAACAGCAACAACAAAGUUGCGGUGUCUUAGCAUCAGGCAUGACCGACAUCGCUGCUUCUGGAGAUCCUAGUACCGGCGACUAUGGAACCCAUGCUUCUAAUAUUUCAAAAUCAGAACGUGAGUCCAUACACUCAGGUCAAUUUAUGGUGUCUCAUUUUGAAGCUGAAGAGGCACAAGAAGAUGACCUGGAAGAAGAUGACGAAGUGAAAAUGAUUGAUCCAGAAGAUCCGAAUCUUGCAAAAACUGAGGAUCUAGUAAACACGUGUACUGAGGUGCAGCGAUUUGUGCCAAGAAAAAUAUCAUAUGUACAAGAAACUGGUCAUAUAGGAUCAGCUGUCACUUCGCACUUGGAAAUAGAAACCUCGCUCACCAAACUAUUUAAAUGCAUGAAUCUGGCAUACAGUCAAAAACUAACCUCACCUAAAUGGAAUCAUUUCAAAGGAAUUCGCUUGCGUUGGAAGGACAAAAUUCGUUUGAACAAUGUUAUUUGGCGUUGUUGGCAUAUGCAAUUUAUACUCAAGCGUAGGACACCAGUAUGCCAGUUUGCAUCACCGCUGGACGUUGACAUCCAUAGCAACCCACAGGCUGUUGUACUAGAGGGGAAAUAUUGGAAACGUCAAACAACCGUUAUCAAAGCUGAAUACAGGAAAUGGCGAAAGAACUCCAAAUCUAAAACAUCUGGUUGCCUUACGUAUGAUACGAAAAGCGAAUUCGAUUUCUUAGAAUGGUCGCCGUUAAACGAUCGUAUGUUGAUGAUACCAGACGAUUGGACAAAUGAUACACUAUUCUCUUCGAUUAAUGGACCGUUCCCAUUUCCGGAUCCACGAGAAAUAGCAAGAGGUGCGGGUAUAGCCGAUUUUAUACAGCCAGGACUGGGCUCUCUGCAACCUAAUAUCGACGAUAUUGAUCUAACAUUUGAUGCUUUAUUCUUCGCAGAGCUGCUACAGCCAACUCGUUUGCCGCCAGUGCCAGAGGAAGGCACUGACGAAAUGCUUAAAAAUGUGGAAUAUAAUCUAUCCGCAAUUAUGGGUUCCGAUCAGUUAGCGACGAACAAUAUGGUCGGUGUUGGUGGAAAUACCUCGAAUGCACUAACGGUUAGCGAUGAUGCUAAUAUGUUGGACUUGAACGCACCGCUUGAAACGAUUCAAUUUGAAUCAGCGAUGGCCCAACGUUAUCCGGCACCGUUGUCGCGUGAAAAUAGUGGCAGUCAGUUAUUGAAUACAUCAGGAUCUAAUCAAACGCAUGAAAUUAACUCUGUGGAUACAAUAAUGUCUGAGAAUCGUUCCUCUGCAGUAGGUGUUAAUGAAAGCAUGGGAUCUCCUGCCUCUACCUCAGAUUCGUCAGCUAUGCGCUUGCACUCUAAACAUUUCCCCACUACAAACGAUGGUGUCUCGAACAACCGAUCCUCAAGUAACGAAUUUCCAAGCAAAAGCGUGAUGAAAGGUCGUAUUUCAAAGAACCAACGACCAUUUAGACGUGAGCCACAUAACUACGAUAAAGCUCAGCCUACGCUGCAUCAAACAACCAUAUAUCAGCAAAUGUUGGCAGAACACCAAAAGAGCCAACAAAAUCAACAUUUGCAGCCUUCCUUACCUUGUACUGGCUUGCAGCAUCAAGCAAUGGCAUACCAUGCGCACCAACAACAACAGCAGCAGCAGCAACUGCAAUCAACGCCCACACAAUAUGCAACCCCAACUUCACUUAUAAGUGGAUCAAGUGGUACGGGAAGUGGCACUGUAUACGGUGCCUAUGGCAAUGUUGAUGUUUCAUCGUCUUCUAAUAGUGGCCUUAACAUUAACAAUAAUCUACUUAAUGUUUCUAUGAUAAACCCAAAGCCCAAAGGUUAUGCAAUAAUACAAACAACCACAAAUUGUCUCUCCAGCGCACCCCAAAUCAAUACCAAUAAUUCUACAAACACAUCAAUGAUGUUACAAACGGUAAAAACCGAGCCGCCUUCAGCCGAUGUGUUAUCCAUGUAUAAUUUAAACACUUCAAAUGAUGCGUAUGGCGGCGUUAAUACAAAUUUAAGUAGUAAUAAUAAUUCAAAUGCAUACAAACCUUACCCAAGUGUGAGUAAUUUUAAAAAAUCAGCUUCCACUGGUGGCUACAUAAAUAUGCGUGUCAAUACAAAUUCACCUUAUAUGCAUGAUCAGUCGUCUACUGCACAACAUGUGCAUCAACAAUCGCUGCCACUUAAUUUAGGCUGUCAGGUGUCCGCUUUGCCCAGCCCUCUACAAUUACAGGUACAAGCACAAUGCCAACUAUCACCUUCUUCUAGUCAUCAACACCAACAACAACAACAACAACAACAAGCAAGUCAGCAUCUUCUGACAACACAACAACAGCAUCAAAUGCAGCAGCUUAGUCAGCAACAACAACAAACGGCAGUUAACAUUAUGCCCCGCGAAAUGUUUAGAUCAAAUAGUUUGCCACUUAAUGUAACACUACAGAAACUGGAAUCACGCUCCAGCCACGACAAUUUCGCUGUACCAAAAUAUCAAGCGAAAAAUAAUAAGCCACGUUCGCGUAGCAACUCCAUACACCAACAUACAAUUGUUGCACCAAACGGUGCUAACAAGUCGAACAGUGCAAAAAGUAAUAGUCUCAUGGUGGCGCCACAGUUACAGUCUGCCACUAGCGAUCCCAUGCUGAAUAAUAGUACCUUAGCGCAACUUCUGACAACUAACUCCCGGUCGUUGCUUAAAAAACAAAGUUCUUCCUCAAGUGCCAUAUCUAAUUUAAACGUACCUAUGGAUGCCAUGCCAAUGCCAGCUGUUGUUGUACCACCGCCGGCAUCUUCGGCUGUAUCUGUAAAUGCAAAUAAAUCCCAAAAUAUUGGCAAUACACCCACCACCGCCAAUUAUUUUACAACUUCCAAUGUUCAAUGCACAAUAAGCACAACAGCAGGAACGCCGGCGGAGGCAACAUACACUCGCCAUGGGAUGCAUAUGCAUCAAGAACAGCUACAGAAAUCACCAAAAAAAUCUACUUCACUGCCAACACCGGCAGCACCUCCGAUGUUGCAUAGUCCUCCUGGUAGUAAGAUGAUGAGCUAUCCACCAACGGCCAGUCAGGCAGCAAUGUGCACUAAUACGAUGAGUUUAUCACCAGAAUCAUUUCAUGAUCAAGACUCACCGCUCUCGCCAACACAUAGCUUAAAGUUUCCUAGGGAGAAUCAAAGGCGCGCCGGACACAUUCAUGCGGAGCAAAAGCGACGAUACAAUAUUAAAAACGGCUUUGAUUUAUUGCAUUCACUUAUACCGCAAUUGCAACAGAAUCCCAAUGCUAAGUUAAGUAAAGCAGCAAUGCUGCAAAAAGGCGCGGAUCAUAUAAAACAUUUGCGUGCUGAACGCAACCAAUUGAACGAUCAUAUGGAAGCAUUGCUAAAAGAGAGGGAUAUACUUAAUAACUCGCUUACACAUUUGCAUUCAAUCCUUCCAGCGAAUGGUGCACCUGUAACACGUCAGGGUACGGAACAUGUUCGGCAGUUGUAUGAUCAAUAUGUACGCCAUCGUACAAUGCAAGACUGGAAGUUUUGGAUUUUGGGACUUAUAUUGGAACCACUGUUGUCAUCUUAUACUGCAUCAGUGUCAAGUGCCAGUCUAGAGGAAUUACGACGCACUGCGUUUUUAUGGGUUGAUCAGCAUUGUUCGUUGAUUGAUUUGCGACCAGCGGUUUCUAAUAAAUUAAAGUACUUGUCAAUGAAAACCGAUAUUUUGUCCGAUCCCCCAUCAACAUUGCAGGACGAAGUUGCAAAGGCUGUUUACAACAAUAGCGGACACCAUCCAAAUUUACAUGGAACUUAA
Molecule: messenger RNA, 4483 nt
Organism: Ceratitis capitata (Mediterranean fruit fly)
Lineage: Eukaryota; Metazoa; Arthropoda; Insecta; Diptera; Tephritidae
Gene: Mondo
Product: probable serine/threonine-protein kinase DDB_G0267686
Exons: 16
Coding region: 614-4483 (1289 amino acids)
Biological process (GO): regulation of transcription by RNA polymerase II
Cellular component (GO): nucleus
Molecular function (GO): protein dimerization activity; DNA-binding transcription factor activity, RNA polymerase II-specific; RNA polymerase II cis-regulatory region sequence-specific DNA binding
Source: RefSeq, a predicted model, not a curated record